Rhinolophus ferrumequinum (greater horseshoe bat) is the source of this 4556-nucleotide messenger RNA. RefSeq names its product kelch like family member 33 (gene KLHL33). Gene Ontology annotation, molecular function: protein binding. The record is from RefSeq and is a predicted model, not a curated record. Bases 214 to 2610 code for a protein of 798 amino acids. Lineage: Eukaryota; Metazoa; Chordata; Mammalia; Chiroptera; Rhinolophidae. The transcript is spliced from 5 exons.
CCUACAGGUGGAAGGAGAAGGAGGUCACCUCGGGUCGGGGCCCAGGGGAUUGGAUGUCGGAGUCUGGGCACCCGGAGCCCAGGUCCAAGCCCGCCAGCGCAGGCUAUAAUUAGCCGGGUGCGACUGCUGACCCGGAUGCCCAGCGAGUUCCCUCUGCCACGCUGCCCGAAGCAGAUCAGGCGCAAGUGAGAGGCAAUCCAGCGAACCUGGGCCAUGAGCGUGUCGGAGUCGGCACCUCGUCCUUCCAACCCGGGGCGCGUCUCUCUUCCCGUACAGAAGGACGGCUUUGGCUUGCCUUCGCCGGGCCUGAGAACCCCCUCCUGGCCUCGGACCCCGGACGAGGAUCCAGGUUUGCCCCCCUUUCCUCUGGAAGAGCCUGGCCCCAGGUCCAUGCCCCAAGGGAACCUUCCCUCUCCAGCCUUGUCCCUAGAGGAAGAGGAGGACGAAGAGGAUGAGGAUGGAGGAGACGCGGCGGAGCCUGAGGGGCUGCGCAGUGAGGAACACCUGAGCCAGUUUUUCGCGGAGGCACAGCGGCUGCGGGAGCAGAGGUUGUUGCUGGAUGAAGAAGUGUCCGUCGGGGGACGAGUAUACGGGGUGCAUCGAGUGAUCCUGGCAGCAGUUAGCAGCCUCUUUCGAGACAGGCUGAGCGGCGAUGGUCCGCGAUCUCCUUUCAGCCUCGACGUGGCCCCCGGGGCCUGGGAGGCCGUGCUGACCUUUGCCUAUGAGGGGGUGCUGGGUCCCGCCCCGCUGGAGGAUGUGUUGAUCGCUGCUGAGGCCCUGGGAGCGCCCAGGGUGAAGGCCGCGGCCCAAUGGAAACGCGAGAGGGCUGGAAGCGCCCAGAAGGAUGAACAGCAGCCCAGCCAGGCAGAGGAGCUGAGGGAGAACCUGCGCAGCAUCGAGCUCCUAUACCAAGAGGGCGUCGGGUGUGACCUGGAGCUAGAGGCGGGCGGCUGCCGGCUGUGGGUGCACCGAGCAGCCCUGGCCUGUGGCAGCGAGUUCUUUGGGGCCAUGCUCCUGAGUGGAAUGAGGGAAUCCCAGGGCACAGAGGUGUCUCUACACACCAUGUCUGCCCAGGACCUGCGACUCCUCGUCUCUUUUGCCUAUUCUGGGGUUGUGCGGGCAAGGUGGCCAGGACUGCUGAGAGCUGCCCAGGCUGCUCUGCAGUACCAGAGUGCCUCCUGCCUGGCUCUGUGCCAGAGAGCCUUGGCACGGGGCCUCAGUCCUGCCCGUUGCCUCGCCCUGUUCCCCAUGGCUGAAGCCCCCGGAUUGGAGAGGCUCUGGAGCAAAGCCCGUCACUACCUCCUCACCCACCUGCCUGCAGUGGUUUUGUGCCCUGCUUUCCCUUCUUUACCGGCUGCCUGGCUGGCUGAGCUCCUGGAUUGUGAUGAGCUACACAUGCAGGAGGAGUUAGAGGCCUUUGUGGCUGCACGGUGUUGGCUAGCUGCCAACCCUGAGACCCAGGAGUCAGAGGCCAAGGCCCUGCUUCGAUGUGUCCGCUUUGGCCGUAUGUCUACUAGGGAGCUGCGGAAAGUACGGGCAGCGGGGCUGCCUCCACCCCUGUCUCAGGAAUUGCUGCAUCAGCUGAUAGUGGAGUCUGAGAUUCCAGGUCAACAGAGGCGGAGGGAGCCUGACCAGGCUCUGGUAGUGAUUGGUGGGGACGGGCUCAGCUCAAACAUGGCCGUAAGACAGCCAUCCCGAGGAGUGUGGUGGGCCCGGGCCUUCUGCUGUGGCAUGGGACUGGUUCGAACUGUGGAGUGGGGGCGGCUGCCUGCCCUGCCAGCCCCAGGGCGCUUCCGGCAUGGGGCUGCGAGCCUGGCAGGAAGUGAACUCUACGUGUGUGGGGGACAGGAUUUCUACAGCCACUCCAACAUCCUGGCUUCGACUCUCAGGUGGGACCCCAGUCAAGAGGACUGGGAAGAGAUGGCACCUUUGUGCCAGGCUCGGAGUUUUUUCCCCCUCGUGGCACUGGAUGGACUCCUUUAUGCCCUGGGUGGACGAGCCAAUGGUGUUGCCCUCAACUCUGUGGAGACCUAUAACCCUGAGCUCAAUGUCUGGAGGCCAGCACCUGCACUUCCAGCACCUCGUUUUGCCCAUGCAGCUGCUGUUUUGGAGGGUCGGUUGUACAUCAGCGGUGGCUGCAACAGGUCUCACCAAUGCCUUGCCUCAUUGCUGCACUAUGACCCCAAACUCGAGAAGCCGGGGACACUUUUGAGCCCUAUGGGGGUGCCUCGGGCUGGCCAUGUCAUGGCUGCUCUGAGUGGGCGGUUGUACGUAGCGGGUGGGCUAGGUGAGACUGGGGACCUGCUGAGCUUUGAGUCCUAUGAACCAAGGACUGAUAGCUGGACUCACCUAACACCCCUGCCCUCCCCCCACGUGGGGGCUGCAUGUGCUGUGCUGCAAGGGGAACUCCUGGUGCUGGGGGGCUACAGCCACCGUACUUACGCCCUCUCCCACCUUAUCCAUGCUUACUGUCCUGGCCUGGGCCGAUGGCUCUGCCUGGGAACGCUGCCAAGGCCUCGUGCUGAGAUGCCUGCCUGUAUCCUGACACUGCCAACUGUGCAGCACACAGCUUUGGGUCCCACACGGCACCAAACCAAACCUGCUGGGUGAGGCGGGAGCAACAGUGGAUGGGGGGGAGCAGGGAUAGGACACAUCAGAAAAGAAGGGCAGAGAUUAUUUAGGGGGAGAAAGAUAGUAUUUAUUCUAGCACAGUGCUUUAUAACUCAAACUGCUUUUGAACAUAUGAUCUUUACUGAGGAAAAAGUAGUUUCAAAAUUCCUGGGGAAAGAGCAUUGGGGAAGGGGAGGCAGCUGAAUACCUAGGUUAGGAGAGCAGACCCAGAAGCAACUCUACAAGGUUUAGGGACCCUGGUAUGAGUCUUGGCGGGGAAAGUACAUCUAGCUGGGAAGACAGUCGAGAAGCUCCAGUAGCUAAGGUGUCGGGGCCAUGAGAGGACAGUUAGAAAAAUGAUUCUGACCAAUGGAUCAAGAAGAAGAAUGUGGAAAGUCCAUCCAUGAAUGAGUUUGAGGAGUUGCGGGGGAAGGGCUGUAAUUGCUGAGCCCUUCCCUUUUCCAGGACUUGCUCCUCUCUCCAACACAUGGGACACCUGAACCUGCCUGACAAUAUUCUUUCUCACGUAACUUGUAGGCCCAGUCUAGCAUUUCCUCAGCCCAGACACUGCAGGCUGCCCUUAAGAACCUCUUGGUUUUCAAUCUGAGGUGUAAGUUCCCAUCUGGACAACACAGGGGCUUGAGAAGCCAGGGCGUUAAGGUGGGAGUGCUGCCCGUGGGGCAGAUGAGGAGGGCAGAGGCAAAGUGGGGAGGCACCACGGUGGGAAAGGCAUGAUACGAGGUUUGAGGGAACGGGGCAGAAGAAGUCAGAAGGCUGACUGGCUUCUUUCCUUCUCUUUGGGGUGAAUUGAGGGAUCAGGAGUGAAAAGAGGAUAGUUGUGGUGUAAGAGGAAAUGGUAGAGGGAACUGUGAGAGGCAAACAAGACCGUGAAAAUUGGUUUUCCCUCUUUCUGUCUCUUUCCUCCAAAGUUUUUGAAUCCAUUCCCCAUCCCCUUUUUGAGUCAGAUGCUUUCUCUCUCCCUUCUUCCACCCUGCUCGUCUUUCUUUUUUUCUUUCUUCUUUGUUUUCUCUUCUCCUUUUCUCCAUCACAGUUAUUAAGUUACCUACUAUGUGCCAGGCUGUAUUCAAGACACUAAGGAUACAAAAGUCAGAGAACUCCUGACCAGCAGACAGACUUGUAAACAAAUACAAGUUUUGCAGUGGACUUAGAGGUGCGGACACUUACCUCAUACUUCAUGAGGUAUGAGUGCCCGGAGGAUAGAGGAGUGAACUCUGCCCAGGGAAGGCUUCUGUUAGGGAAGGCAUCACCAUCAGAUGGGUGUAGUUUGAACUGGAUCUUGAAGGCCUCCUGACUCACAAGUUGGAGACGGAGGAAGACAUUCCAGUCAGAGAAGGGAAGCAAGUGGGAAACGUAGGACCCUGUGUCUCCAUACUAAAGGGAAUGUCAGAAUUCCAACAGUUCUUCAGAGAAUCCUGCUGCUGUGGCCAGCCUACUCUUUCCUCUGGAGCUUUCUGAAGACAAUGGCUUUCGCUUAGUGAUUGUAUGUUCCCUCCAUCCACAACUCCCUGAAAUCUUUCUUGUCUGGAAUUUUCCAUUUCUGACCCUUGAGCAGCUUAGGGCAAGGAAGGGCCAGUUCUUUUUGCCUAAAUCAAUUUUCUAUUACCAUUGUUUAUUACGAUUCUCAUGCUCCUAAGGGUGAGAUGAAGGAGACUCCCUUGCAUCUUUUUACAUCCUGGCCCUGGAGGUACUUGACAUGUUUUUGUGGGUUUUUUUUUUUCUCAAGAUUUCAUUAUUUUAUUAAGGUUAUUUUUCUAUAUCUCUGUUUAGGAACGUAGGUGAAAAUGAGGAGGGGUAAGUAGGAUAUAUAAAAGAGAAAAAGAAUUAAAGAAGACAGGGAAGAAGGAAAUUGGAGGCAUUGAAAAACUAUGAGGAUUGGGUCUUUAGGGUAAACUGUGAACAUGUUCUUUAUGAUUUGUACAAGAAGA